AUGGCGUCAAACACCAAGUCGGCGCUCAAACCGCCCUCCAUCUCUCCACCCGCCAACUAUGGCCCCUUUGGCAAAAUCGAGCCCAACUCGACAAAAUACUUUGCAGCAUGCAUGCUAGGUGGCGUCGUGGCCUGCGGUCCCACACAUACGCUCGUCACGCCGCUCGACCUCGUCAAGACGCGCCGGCAGGUCUCGCCGGGCAUCUACAAGUCCAACCUGCAAGGCUGGUCCCAGAUCUGGAAGGCCGAGGGGCUCCGCGGCGUCUUCUUCGGCUGGAGCCCGACGUUUGUGGGCUACUCGUUCCAGGGGCUGGGCAAGUACGGCUUCUACGAGAUCUUCAAGCACCAGUACGGCGACAACAUGUUCCCCAACAUGAACCGCACCGUUGUUUUUCUGGCCGCCUCCGCCUCGGCCGAGUUCAUCGCUGAUAUGCUGCUGUGUCCCUGGGAGGCCAUCAAGGUGCGCAUGCAGACCACCCUACCGCCCUACGCACAGAAUCUGCGUGAGGGCUGGAGCAAGGUCGUGGCCAAGGAGGGCGUGUCGGGCUUGUACAAGGGUAUCGUGCCGCUCUGGGGCCGUCAGAUCCCCUACACCAUGUGCAAGUUCGCCACGUUCGAGGAGACGGUCAGCGUCAUCUACAAACAGCUGGGUAAGCCCAAAGAGGAGUACGGCAAGGUGGCGCAGACCGGCGUCAGCUUCUUGGGCGGUUAUAUCGCGGGUAUUGCCUGUGCGAUUGUCAGCCACCCGGCCGAUGUCAUGGUCAGCAAACUGAACAGUGAUCGAAAACCCGGCGAGAGUUCCGGCAAAGCCAUGACCCGCAUCUACGGCAAUAUCGGCUUCACCGGCUUAUGGAACGGUCUGCCCGUCCGCAUUGCCAUGAUCGGUACUUUGACGGCCUUCCAAUGGCUCAUCUACGACUCGUUCAAGGUCUACCUCGGCCUCCCCACGACCGGUGGUCACUAG
Messenger RNA from Cyphellophora europaea CBS 101466, 963 nucleotides. RefSeq lists its product as uncharacterized. NCBI's taxonomy places the organism in Eukaryota, Fungi, Ascomycota, Eurotiomycetes, Chaetothyriales, Cyphellophoraceae. Gene Ontology annotation, molecular function: phosphate transmembrane transporter activity. The transcript has 4 exons. The record is from RefSeq and is a predicted model, not a curated record. The coding region runs from base 1 to 963 and encodes 320 amino acids. Gene Ontology annotation, biological process: mitochondrial phosphate ion transmembrane transport. Gene Ontology annotation, cellular component: mitochondrial inner membrane.